This is a messenger RNA of Lactuca saligna, 585 nucleotides long. NCBI's taxonomy places the organism in Eukaryota, Viridiplantae, Streptophyta, Magnoliopsida, Asterales, Asteraceae. The record is from the annotation of a GenBank genome assembly.
AUGAAGCGCAUAGCUCUAGAAAUGCCAACUAUCGAUCCAGAGGUGGUCCGACUCGACUCCAGCCUCCGCUGCCACCCCAUCGCCGGUCGCCUUCGCCAUUCCCCCUCUGCAAUGCCGGUCGCCUUCGCUGCUUGCUGCUGCCAUCGUGCUACCCUCGAUCUUCAUCAGGGACAUCCGAAAGCCGCUUCUUUGAAAACCGUCCCAUUAUUGUUUCCAGAGCUUUGUGCAGAACUCUUUGAUGGAAGCAGUGCAUCUGGUAAUCUCAGCUAUGCCACAUCCCAAACACCAUCGGGAUCAUCUUCUUUCCAUGGCGCACCAUUACAGCUUUUGGAUUCCCCUUCCAUUAACAUAGAGGAAGAUGAUUUUUUUUCCAAUCAUACAAGUGAACAUUUUACUCAGACUCCACCUUCUGCUGCUUCACCUUCUGCUGAUUCACCUUAUGCUGCUUCACCUUCUGGUAACCCCAACAAAAGGGCUAAACCCUCAACUCCUAGACCUCGAGCUCCUAGUGCCUCACCUGAUCCACCUUCUUGUGCCUCGCCUAAAGCUUCUAUUACUGCUGAUGAUUUAGCACUGGAGAUGUAA